AUGGGGUUGCCCCAGAUCCUCCUAACCCUUUCCUGCCUGUGCCUUGGCCUGAGUUCUGGCCAGUACGCUCCGGACCUCAUCACUUCCUUGCCGGGCCUCUCUACUCAGCUCAACUUCCUACAAUGGUCCGGCUACCUCCAGGCUGGUGAGGGCAAAUACUUCCACUACUGGUUUGUGGAAUCCCAGCGGAACCCCGCAUCGGACCCCUUGGUGCUCUGGCUGAAUGGCGGUCCUGGCUGUAGCUCCAUGGAGGGAAUUCUGGCAGAGAAUGGGCCCUACAGGAUGAACGCUGAUGGGUCCCUCUACAGGAACUCAUACAGCUGGAACCUGGUGGCCAAUGUCUUGUACCUGGAGUCCCCUGCUGGCGUGGGCUACUCCUACUCCCUCAGUCGCAACUACCAGAUCGAUGACCAGCAGGUGGCUGCUGACAACUACCAGGCACUGCAGAGCUUUUUUGAAAAGUUCCCCACUUUUGCCAACCAUGACUUCUACAUCUUCGGUGAAAGCUACGGGGGUGUGUACAUCCCCUCCCUGAGUGCACAGAUUGUCCAGGGUACAUCGUCCAUUAAGUUCAAGGGCUUCGGAGUGGGAAACGGACUGAGCAGCUACCAGCUAAACGACGAUACUCUGAUAGAAUUUGGUUACUACCAUGGCCUCUUUGGUGACAACCUCUGGGCAUCCCUCAAAACCUACUGCUGCUCUGAGGGCACCUGCAACUUCUUCAACAACACGGACAACAACUGCUUAAAUGCGGUCUCAGAAGCUUAUGACAUGAUUGAGGAUACUGGCCUCAACAUCUACAACCUCUACUCGUCCUGCUGGGGGGCAAAGAGCUACCAGGGGCGUUAUGCUGCUGACAUGAGCAACCUCUUCCGAACAUACCAGCUGAAUGUGGCCACCCCACCUCCGGAUGGUCCCAUCCCUGGAGUGCCUGAGUGCAUCAAUGCUACUGCCAUGUAUGUGUGGAUGAACCGGGACGACGUGCGGAGGGCCCUCCACAUCCCUGACUCCCUCCCUGUCUGGGAACUGUGCAGCCCCCAGGUUACCUCUGAGUACCAGAGGCAGUACACAGACAUGGCCCCUUUCUACCUGGAGCUGCUGCAGCAUGACCUCCGCGUCCUCGUCUACAACGGGGACAUCGACAUGGCUUGCAACUUCCUGGGUGGGGAGAAGUUUGUGGAGGCCCUGAAGCAGCCGAUGGUGAGCUCCUACCAACCCUGGUACUUGAACAACCAGGUGGCUGGCUUCUUUAAAGAAUACGAGAAGAUCUCAUUCCUCACAGUCAAGGGCUCAGGACACAUGGUGCCCCAGUAUCGACCUGCUCAGGCUCUGAAGAUGUUUGAGAGCUUCUUGAGUAACACCUCCUUCUUGUGA
Trichechus manatus latirostris (Florida manatee) is the source of this 1374-nucleotide messenger RNA. Its product is annotated as lysosomal protective protein-like. Gene Ontology annotation, molecular function: serine-type carboxypeptidase activity. Bases 1 to 1374 code for a protein of 457 amino acids. The record is from RefSeq and is a predicted model, not a curated record. Gene Ontology annotation, biological process: proteolysis. The transcript has 11 exons. Lineage: Eukaryota; Metazoa; Chordata; Mammalia; Sirenia; Trichechidae.